Symbiodinium sp. CCMP2456 is the source of this 474-nucleotide messenger RNA. Lineage: Eukaryota; Dinophyceae; Suessiales; Symbiodiniaceae. The record is from the annotation of a GenBank genome assembly.
GUUUUCGUGUGUGGGCGACAACGGCAAUCGACUGGCUUUUUCGCUGGAUCUGAACAUCGUCCACUUCUCAAAAAGGCUCGAGUCUACGACGGCCUUUUGCCUGACGACCGCUUGCCUGUGGUGCAGAAUGAGGCUAAAAUGAGGAUACCUACAGCGCUGGCCCGAGAGUUUAUAGACAUACUGCAUUUGCUUUUGCGCCUGGCUCCUUACGUUGCAGCAUCCGUGCUUUACCGGAAGUUCGUGCUGGGUAUCAAAAUGAAGUUAUCCGGAGCUUGCAUACUCUUCGGCAAGAUCAUGGCGAGUUGUGGCGUUUUCUAUAUGAUCAUUUCAGUAGUCCAACUUCUCGUUCCGAAAGUUCGGACGACUUCCGGCUCACUAUUGGAACAACCGACGGUGGAGGAAGUAGACAGAUGGCUGAGUUUUACGGCUGUUGCCUUUACAGAACUGCGGCGGCAAGCUGCGCACAUGCUGUAG